Lates calcarifer (barramundi perch) is the source of this 4943-nucleotide messenger RNA. RefSeq names its product C1q and TNF related 12 (gene c1qtnf12). The record is from RefSeq and is a predicted model, not a curated record. The transcript is spliced from 8 exons. Lineage: Eukaryota; Metazoa; Chordata; Actinopteri; Centropomidae. The coding region runs from base 1747 to 2709 and encodes 320 amino acids. Gene Ontology annotation, molecular function: hormone activity.
UGUGUUAAAAUGUAAUAAUAUCAGCCAGAGCAAGUCCAAGUAGCAGCCUGAAAAUGUAAGAUGUGAAGUUUAAAAAAAAAAAAAAAAACUCUGGUGAGCUAACAUGUUAUUUAUUCUAAUAAGAGUAUAUGGGGGCUGAAUUGCUUUUAGACAAAUGAGCUGAAUGUAAGAAUACACAGACUAACAAUUUGUUCACAUUAGUCACAGGUUAUUUCCUGAAACCUGCAAUUUAAGUUACUUGAAAUAUAAGUAUUACUUCAGCUCACGUCUUACUAGAGCAUUCAGAAAAACAAGCAACAUCUACACAGAAUAAAUGCACUGUAUGUAUAUGGCACAGUCAGGAUUCAUUGGCAGGUUUUCAAGUGGCAGAUUACACAAGAUAAUGCCUUAAGGUCACAGAAAAGUGCAGGAAUUUGUUUCUAAUUCUUGCUUAGAUCUAAACACGGGGCUUUAGUAGGAGCAGGCUAAUAUUGAGCCAAAGUGACAGACACACUCUUAGACAGAUACACAACUUUAUACACAUCGCACACACACAUACAAGUUGACUGCCAGAGAACCUCUUCAGCUUGAGCAUUUCAUCUAUGAGAUAAAACAGAGCUGAAUAAGCCAGUAAGGUUGCCAACAGAGGGAGGGAAGGGAGAGAAAGAGAGAAAGAGAGAGAGAGAGAGGGAGGGAGAGGGAGAGGGGGAGAAAGAGUAGCGGGGAGGGAGAAAGGGUGAUGAUAAAACUCCACUGUGAGCCCUCCUGUAAGCUCAGUCAGAGAGCAAAGGAGCGACUGAGACCAGAGGGACUGUGAGUGCGACGGAGCAAGAGAGACCUGCCACACACCGAAUCUCUGCACGUGGCCUUGGACUUGAUGACUUGUUGGGACAAUCAGUAGGCAGCACUUGAGUUGUGUCAGCCAGAAGCAGGAGAGUGUGCACUGCUACCUGUAAAGUUUUGUUGUUUGGUGUGAAACCAGUUUAUACUUCCAAGUGGAAAAGUGGACCUCAUCUGUCUCCUCUUGGGCUUUGUUCACUCUGCAUCCCAGCGUGACGGGGGGUUGGUGGUGGUAUGGUGUGCGGACUUGAGUGACUGAUUUGCAGAACUGCAUCUUUUGAUGAAAGCCCAACUUUUGUGGAUCUUGCAGCUUUUCCAGCUACCACACCAUUUUGCUGGAGACUGGAUCCAGUGCUCAGUGUGAGAAACAGCAGGAGAGACCUGGUUGGGGGGAAAAAGGAGAAUAUUGCCAUCCAUCUCUCAAACCCCAUAGCCCACCCAUCCACAGCUUUGGACGCCCCUCCUCUCUGCCUCUUCUUUUGCCCCUUGUGCCCCCCUCCCACCCACCACCUCCUCCUCCUCUACACCUCACCCCCCAACAGAGCAGAAAGCGUGAAAAAUCUCACUAAUGGGUUUAUUUGCUGUCAGAUCUGCGCCGAUCUGUCAUUCCCUUGGCCCAUUCUGCUUGACACAUUUCAUAGUUGAGUAAGCCUCCUGGCUUUCUGUCUAGAGUUGGUGCCCCUUCAACGUUGUGCUGGCUGAGAGCUCAUCAAGAGGGGAGCAGCGGCGGCAGCAGUCAGUCUGACAGCCUCUUGGACAGGGAGUCCCUGAAGCUGCAUUCCUCUGGUCUCCUUCUCCCCGUUGGGACUUUGUGUUUGUGUGAGCCUUGUGGGCAUCCUCAGCUCCCUGUCUAAUCACACGACCCGGCCACAGAAGAUUCAGGUUGUUUCUGCAGGGAUUCUGGUGCUGAUCGAAAGGAGUGUGAAGAUGUGGUGUGGGGCUGGGCCUCUGGCUGUGGUGGCUGCAGUAUUUUGGACUCAGUGUGUCCUACUGGAUGGGGUGGAUGCCAAGAAGGAGAGAAAGAGGCCGAAGGAGGCCACGCCACAACACACAGAGACGUACAACGCGACACUCUCCAACAGCGAAGAGGUCGGUGGAAGCGUAAAGAUUUCUGACAACCAGAGAGUCGACCCACUGGGAUCAUGGAUGGACUUUGUCAAAAGACCUGUUGGCAACUUCCCUGGAAAGUGUCGCAAACGCAAACGUCCCCUGCCGGGCCCACCUGGUCCUCCAGGUCCUCCCGGCCCACAGGGACCUCCUGGAUCUCCGGGGGCCGAAGUGACCCAGGAAGUUCUUCUCAAGGAGUUCAAAGAGAUGAUUAAAGAGGCUACAGAGAGGAGAUCAGCAGCACUUGACAGACAAACCAGCCCCAGCCAGCUACCUACAGCUCUCCUCACCCUGGAGGGGAUGACCUCCUACCGGCGAAUAGAGGAGGCUUUCCACUGCAAGCUCAAGGGACCUGUGGUGGUGGAUAAGAAGACUCUGGUGGAGCUCCAGAACUUUCAGACACCACCAGCUAAAGGAGCCUUCCUCAGGGGGUCAGGAAUGGACCAGUCUACUGGGAGAUUCACAGCUCCCAUCACAGGGAUCUACCAGUUCUCUGCUAACGUCCACAUUGACCACAAUGAGGUGAAGCGAAGCAAGAGUCAACUCAAGGCCAGGGACAACGUUCGGGUGCUGAUCUGCAUCGAAUCACUCUGCCACAGAUACACCUCACUGGAGAUGAUUGUCGGAUUAGAGAGUAACAGCAAGAUAUUCACCGUCAGCGUGCAGGGGCUGCUGGAGCUACAGGCAGGGCAGUACACCUCCAUAUUUGUGGAUAAUGCAGCCGGUGCUUCCAUUACAAUACAGAACGGUUCAGAUUUCAUGGGCAUGCUGCUUGGUGUAUAGCCUCACAUAUGAACAGGGCAUCAUCCAAGCCAUCCACUGCUGCCAUUUUGUUUUUUUGUUUUUGUUUUUUCAUUUCAAUGGACUGCUUAUGAGCACCAUCACACAGUACCAAACCACAGGGGAGGUUUGAAGGAAGGAAGUAAGGCUGACAUUGACUUGACUGCUUGUCAGAUGGUGAAAGGACAAUGUGAAGAACUCAAGGACUGAGUUUGUUUUUCACCGUGCACUGCGACUUCCCUGAGGAGCUUGGUUGCCUGUUGCUUCACCUAUAAAAUAACUUGUAUGUACAGCAGUGAAUAUGUCUGUCAAAGUAUAUUUUUCAUGGCUGUCGAACAUCUUUGAGGUAAACCAAAUAUCAAUGUUUUUUAAGCUCUCUGGAUAGAUGUUGGAAGAGCUGGGGAUCAUGAAAAAGUACAUUUGUGUGUAUAUGACAUGUUGAUGUUUGUCUACAUGAUCUCCUGGGUACACACUCAUGAACUCUAGUUAUUUUUGUCAUAGGUUAAAUGUUACAUUUAAGUUAUAUGGUACAUAGACUCUGUGAGUACACUGGACAAUAGAAAAAUGCCCAAUCAGCAGAAUAUGAUCUUGGAAAAGUGAUAGCUCACAUAUUGUAACAUAGCUAUCAGUGCAUUUUUAGCAACAUUAGCAGCAUGGCUCUGUAUGGUAAUGUCAGUCAGUCAAUCCACAACAUUGGUUCACACAGCUCGGCAACUCUUAGACAGAUUGCAGUGAAAUUUUGUACAAAUGUUCAUGGCUCCCAGAGGAUGUAUCCUACUGACUUUGGUGAUGCUCUGUCUUUUAAUUUAGCCUCCCCAUGACAUUUGUGGUUUUGAUUGAAGUAUCUCAUUAACUAUUGGAUGGAUUUCCGUGAAAUUUUAUACACACACUCAUGUUCUCCUCAUGAGGAAUUGCAAUCAAUGCUAGCAUGCUAACUCGCUAAACUAAGAUGGUACAAAUGGAAAACAUUAUACCAUUAUACCUGCUAAACAUCAACAUGCUAGCAUGUGAGCAUGCAGCUGGCAUUAGCAUUUAGCUCAAAGAACUGUUGUGCUAAAGUGACUCAUAGAGCUGCUAGCAGAGCUGUAGAUUUUUAUCGUGUAUUCUCAUUAAAGUAGAAAAACAAGGCUCUUGUAGCUGCAGGUGGAUGAAUUAUUUUGUGCUACAUGGUGUCACUUUAAGCCUGGCACACACUAAAAGAUUUAUAAAAUCUUAACCGAUUUGUAAAAUGUGAGAGACCACACACAUGACGACAAAUAAUUUCACAGUUAUGCUCUUAUAGUGUGUGAUGUGCAACCAGAAGACCAACACAGCACACCACACACUAACAGAUUCACCACCAACAACCAGAUCUUGGCUCUCAAAACUUGAAAUCUUGUGCAGUCACACGAGACUUAAAACAAACAUGGCGGACAGUGAUAUCUCUUCUUUGUUGUGUUUCUGGCAGCCCCGAUCAUCUUCCCAGCAGAUCAGGGACGGUAAAAUCACUCUUAACACACCUCACACCCAGGAAAAUCUGCAAGAUAAUCUAUAGAACCAUCAGAUAAUUGGGGUUUUGCUGACUUUGAUUGGGAAUGCUAAUAUUGCUAGCACUAAGUACAUUUCAGACACUCAAGCUGGCAGCUACAUAUAUUUCUCCAAGGUAAUAUCUUUUUGUCUGGUCUUGACAUGAGGCCAUUUUUUAUUGUGCAGUUAUGGAAAUUCAGAAACACAAGUAAUUAAAUGUUUGUUCAUUUUUCAGUUCAAAAUUUCACAUCAACAAAUCUCAACUUUUGGCACACCAUUUCUCCACCGGCCCCGUGGACAUUUGUGCAAAAGCUUUUUUUCCACUUCAAUGUGAAUACGCCUUUAGUCUUGUUUAAAUGUGUUAAACAAAUCCACAAAUUGACUGUAAGAGAGGUGUAAAAGAACAAUUUUUGGGUAGACUCAAGAUUAUUUUUACAGUUCUUUUUGCGUUAUCAUUUAUUAUCCGUUUAUUUUUCACUGUAUUUUAUUAUUUUCCUUGACAUUUAGAUGUUUGUAAUUUAUCGUAACUGAGACACCAGUAAUAUUGGAAAGCAUUGAAAUUUGAUAUGGUAUUUAUGUUUGAGAAAAUGUAUCAAUUGUGUGUUGAUUUACACUUUUGUGGACUAUUGACACCACAGAUUAUUGCAAGAAUAAAAUUAUAUCUUUUUACUAUUUUUUUAUUACCCAUAAUAUUCUGUAAUUUGAAAUUAAACUCUUUAAAAACACUGUCA